Messenger RNA from Erpetoichthys calabaricus (reedfish), 6672 nucleotides. It is a transcript of the gene ap4b1, whose product is annotated as adaptor related protein complex 4 subunit beta 1. The transcript has 11 exons. Gene Ontology annotation, biological process: intracellular protein transport; vesicle-mediated transport. Gene Ontology annotation, cellular component: clathrin adaptor complex; membrane coat. Gene Ontology annotation, molecular function: clathrin binding. The record is from RefSeq and is a predicted model, not a curated record. The coding region runs from base 253 to 2475 and encodes 740 amino acids. NCBI's taxonomy places the organism in Eukaryota, Metazoa, Chordata, Cladistia, Polypteriformes, Polypteridae.
AGAAAACAUGACCGAAACCACAACCAAUCGGAAACAUGCUAAUGAGAUGUUCAUCCAAUCAGCUCGACAGCCUGUACAAAGCGGAAGUAUUCGUCUUCCCGGCGAAAAAGAAAAGCAGUGCGGGUUUAAAGUUUAGUCUUGAAGUGAAGUCCUCAAGAAGAACAAAAAUUGUGUAUGAAGUAGUGCAAAACGUGGCACGAAAUGCUCAACGGAAACUGUCCAGACCUGGUGAUAACUGACAAAUAGAAGACAAUGCCAUACUUGGGGUCUGAAGAGACAGUAAAGGAGCUGAACAGGGCCCUGUCCAAUCCCAAUGUGCAGUCAGACAAGCUGCGCUAUCGAAAUGUCAUCCUUAAAGUUAUCAAAUACAUGACGCAGGGAUUGGACGUGUCUCCCCUUUUCAUGGAAAUGGUGAAAGCCAGUGCCACAGUGGAUAUUGUCCAGAAAAAGCUGGUCUACUUGUAUAUGUGUUCUUAUGCUGCACUAAAGCCUGACUUGGCCUUGCUCGCCAUCAACACACUGCAUAAAGACUGUGCUGAUCGUAACCCCAUGGUCCGUGGGCUGGCACUGCGCAGUAUGUGUAGUCUCAGAAUGCCGGGGAUAACUGAGUACAUUCAGCACCCUAUACUCAUGGGGUUACGAGACAAAGCUGCUUAUGUAAGAAGAGUUGCUGUUCUUGGUUGUGCCAAAAUGAGGAAUUUGCAGCCUGAUGCUGAAAUUGUAGAUGCUGCUUUAGUGAAUGAACUGUAUGGCCUUUUGCGAGAUCCAGACCCAGUUGUAAUGGUGAACUGUCUUCGGGCACUUGAAGAAAUGUUGAAGCAGGAAGGUGGCGUGGUUAUCAAUAAACCAAUUGCUCAUCAUUUACUCAACAGGAUAAAAGAUCUGGAUCCCUGGGGUCAGAGUGAAGUCCUCACCUUUUUACUUCGCUAUACACCUCGCACAGAGGAAGAGCUGUUUGAUAUUCUCAACCUGCUUGAUGACUUCCUGCACAGUGUACACAGUGGAGUCUUGGCUGCCACAAUCUGCCUCUUUCUUCGGCUGUCUUCUGCUCACCCUGCAGUACAGGCUGAUGUUCUGGAGAGGGCUCGGGGUCCUCUGUUGUCUGCUUCCACUGCUCAAUGCAGAGAGCUGCGUUUUGCAGCAUUGUGUCACGUUCAACAAAUCCUCCGCAGCUUACCAAGUCUAUUUGCUGAACAAUAUAAAAAGUUUUUCUGUAGCUACUCAGAGCCCAACUAUAUUAAAUUCAGAAAGAUGGAGAUCCUUAUUGAACUGGUGAAUGACAACAAUGUGGCUGUUAUUCUCGAGGAACUACGAGCUUACUGUACUGAUAUUUCUCCAGAGUUGGCACAAGCUGCUAUUUUUGCUAUUGGGCGCAUUGGACAGAACUAUAGUGAGAAAUGUAUGAGUAUUUUAACCAGCCUUCUUGGAUUGAAGCAAGAGCAUAUCACAUCAGCUGUGGUGCAGAUGUUUCGUGACCUGGUUUGGUUAUGUCCUCAGUGCACAGACUUGGUUUGUCAGGCUCUGGUGGAUUGUGAGGACUACAUCUUGGACAGUGAGGGAAAGCAAGCACUAAUAUGGUUGUUAGGAGUUUAUGGAGACCAGAUUCCUAAUGCCCCAUAUGUGCUGGAAGACAUUAUUGACAACCUGAAAACAGAAGCAACUCCUCUUGUCAAGCUGGAACUACUGACCGCCACUAUGCGUCUGUUUCUAGUUCGCCCAGCUGAGACGCAGGAUAUGCUUGGCCGGCUCUUACACUAUUGCAUAGAAGAAGAAAGUCAUAUGGCAGUGAGAGAUCGCAGUCUCUUCUAUUACCGUCUUCUGCAGUGUGGUGUAGAUGAGACUCGUAAAGUGCUUGGAAGUAUUAAAUCAGAUCCCUUUUUGGGAGGAAUAGUGAGCCAGCAGCAGGAGCCAGUUAAUAACUGGGCAUCAGACUUCAACUCGCUUGUCCCAAUCUAUGGAAAAAAUCAAUGGGAAGCUAUUAAGUCUGCCAGAGGUUCAAUGUCGUUGAGUACAGAAGAGCAGGAAGAAGUACAACCAGACCUACCAGGUUUUGAGGAAACAGAACAAGAAGCUACCACCUCCUCUUCCAAAGCAGUGCAUUUUGAACCGUGCCUGAGCACCAGUCCGCCAAUAUCCCCAUUGUCAUUCGAACAGAAGUGGCUAACAUUGCAGCCAUGUCGACAGGUUGUGGUGUCAUGGGAAGAAGGGGAUUGUGCUCCAAAUAUUUUACAAGAUGCACUCAGCCAUUCCAACAUCUGUGCCUUGGCUUUUAGUAAGCCUCAUACGUGGCCCUGGAAAGCAUAUUUGUACAGCCAUGGUAUGAACACACUUAUUCUAGCUGAACUAUUACUCAACUCCAGCACAGAUUCUCUGCAGAUAACAGUAAAACAAGAAAAAGACAAUAAAGAAGCUGUUGACAGUUUCAUCUGUGUACUGGAAAAAGUGAUAGAAAUGAUGAAAAGCAGCAAAACUUAAAACAUUUUCUAUAAUUUAAUUGAAUUUAUAAAUUAAACAGUACACCCCUUGUUCAGAAAAACUCCAUACUUAAAAUGUUACAUUAAUAUCUAAACACUUUCUCUCUCUAGUGAAGUGAUGAAUACCAAAUUCUCAGAAACUUAACCAAGUUGAGGUGGCGCAGCAGGUAAUAAUAAUAAUAAUAAAUAUAAUUUUAAUUUAUAUGCCACUUCUUACUACUCAAAGCACUUUGCCAACAGGAAUGACCCAGGAAGAGAACCCAUGUUCUACCGCUGCACCAUCUGCAUGGUAAUGGCCCAGCCAAUUCGCAGAUCAAGCCUCCAGGUGUGAAAUCCAGUACCCAGAUGUUGACUGCGUGGAAUACGCAUGUCCACUCUAUGCCUGCAUGGGUUUUCCUCCAGGUUGUACUAUUUUCAUGUCAUAUUCCCAAAGUCUUACUGUGUGAGUGUUAGUGAGUGGCCCCUGUGAUGGACAAUUGAUGUUUCCUGACUGUUGGGCCAGGUUUUGGUCUCCAGCAACUCAGAAUUUGAUCAGAGCUGGUUUAAGAAUGUCAUGUUAUUAAGUUGAUGUAUUAAGUGCACAAGUAUAGGUGUUUUCUGAUCAGCAGUGGUCCAGAAAAUACAAGUUUAUUAUGAUGUGAUUUGGGGAACAAAAAUGAGUAGUUUUCAAAUAAUGCUUGUCAUGUUUACAUUAAUAUGCUUAGCUGAUGCUGUUAUUCAAUAUAGUUUGUAAAGCCGGUGCAUAAAUCUAAUGUGUCCACAUUUCUACACUGGGAGACAUGGCAUUUUGACAGUGGCCAAAAAAUAUACAUCCAAACCCAUUAUUUACUGUAUUAAUAUUUUUCACACUGUAAAAUAAUAACAUGUUAACAAAGAUGUUCUAUACCCUACACAAUUAUACCGAAAAGUGUUGCAUUAGUAUUUGAUAAAUUAUGCUUUUUCAGAAUAGUAAUUUGCCCCAAGGGUGUUUAGUGGAGGCCAAGGUUGUAAGAUCAGCCCAUCCACGGUGCAAUUUACAGGUGUUUUUCCACACAUCACAAAGACGGGCCUCUUAGGUUCGUUCUUUUUUUUUUUAUUAUUUAAUUUGUCCCAGUGUGAGUAUAUGUGGCUGUGUAUGAAUGUGAAUGUGGUUUGCAGUGAAUUUGGAUUAUUCUCACAGUUGGUUGUUGUCUUGUGCCAGCUACUAACGUGAUGAGUUUGAGAAUCCCACUCCCCUGUACAACAUCGGCAGGAUUCACCACAAUGAUAUUUUUAUGACUGAGGAACCCAUCUAUACAGUCAUAUGAAAAAGUUUGGGAAACCCUCUUAAUUCUUUGGAUUUUUGUUUCUCAUUGGCUGAGUUUUCAAAGUAGCAACUUCCUUUUAAUAUAUGACAUGCCUUAUGGAAACAAUAGUAUUUCAGCAGUGACAUUAAGUUUAUUGGAUUAACAGAAAAUAUGCAUCAUAACAAAAUUAGACAGGUGCAUAAAUUUGGGCACCCAACAGAGACAUGUCAUCAAUACUUAGUUGAGCCUCCUUUGCCAAUCUAACAGCCUCUAGACGCUGUUCUCCUAUAGCCUCUGAUGAGUGUCUGGAUUCUGGAUGGAGGUAUUGUUGACCAUUCUUCCAUACAAAAUCUCUCCAGUUCAGUUAAAUUUGAUGACUGUCGAGCAUGGACAGUCUGCUUCAAAUCAUCCCAUAGAUUUUCGAUGAUAUUCAAGUCGGGGGACUGUGACGGCCAUUCCAGAACAUUGUUCUUCUCCCUCUGCAUGAAUGCCUUUGUAGAUUUCGAACUGUGUUUUGGGUCAUUGUCUUGUUGGAAUAUCUAACCCCUGCGUAACUUCAGCUUUGUGACUGAUGCUUGAACAUUAUCCUGAAGAAUUUGUUUAUAUUGGGUUGAAUUCAUCUGACCCUCGACUUUAACAAGGGCCCCAGUCCCUGAACUAGCCACACAGCCCCACAGCAUGAUGGAACCUCCACCAAAUUUGACAGUAGGUAGCAGGUGUCUUUCUUAGAAUGUGGUGUUCUUCCGCCAUGUAAAGCACUUUUUGUUAUGACCAAAUAACUCAAUUUUUGUCUCAUCAGUCCAAAGCACUUUAUUUCAGAAUGAAUCUGACUUGUCUAAAUGAGCAUUUGCAUACAACAAGCUACUGUUUGUGGUGUGAGUACAGAAAGGGCUUCUUUCUCAUCACCCUGCCAUACAGAUGUUCUUUGUGCAAAUUGCGCUGAAUUGUAGAACGAUGUACAGAUACACCAUCUGCAGCCAGAUGUUCUUGCAGGUCUUUGGAGGUGAUCUGUGGGUUGUCUGUAACCAUUCUCACAAUCCUGUGCAUAUGCCACUCCUGUAUUUUUCUUGGCCUGCCACACCUGCUGGGUUUAACAGCAACUGUGCCUGUGGCCUUCCAUUUCCUGAUUCCAUUCCUUACAGUUGAAACUGACAGUUUAAACCUCUGAGAUGUCUUUUUGUAGCCUUCCCCUAAACCAUGAGACUCAACAAUCUUUGUUUUCAGAUCUUUGGAGAGUAGCUUUGAGGAUCCCAUGCUGUCACUCUUCAGAGGAGAGUCAAAAGGAAGCACAACUUACAAUUGACCCCCUUAAAUACCUUUAUAUCUCAUGAUUGGACACACCUGUCUAUGAAGUUCAAGGGUUAGCGAGCUCAUCACACCAAUUUGGUGUUGCAAGUAAUCAGCAUUGAGCAGUAACAGGCAUUCAAAUCAGCACAAUUACAAGGGGACCCACAUUUGUGCACAGCCAGUUUUUAACAUUUGAUUUCAUUUCAUACAACUAAAUACUGUGUCACUAAAAAUCAGAAAACACACCAGUACUCAGAUGUUCAAAGGAAAUGAAAAACAUACCACUGUUAUCUUUUUUUGUUGAAAGUAGAGUCAAUUAUUAUGCAGCCUGAGAGGGCUUCCCAAACUUUUUCAUAUGACUGUACAUUAAACAUUGUACCAAGCUGGGAUAUAUUUGGUCUCAAGCCCUUGCUGUGUGAAAUUUAGCUACCCAGGUUAUUUUAUCUUUGCUGUAAUUAUAUGAAAGUUGUUUGUGCAUAUUUCAUCUUAACCUCUUGCUCUCUUUCAUAUACUUCUGUUGAGCAACAGAAGACCAGAUCAUCAAACUCCCAUCCAUCAUAGAGAUCACUUCAGCUACUAUCUAGUAUCUUUUAGUUAUUUUACACAGUAUAUACCCAAAGAGGAAGAUAACUGAGAUACAGAUAAACUCACUGGUACAUAAAGAGCUGAGUUGAGAAUUUGGUUCCCAACUCAUGACAUUCCAGGAGAACACCUGCAAAUCCACUUGAGCUGCACUGAUCCACUAGUCAGUCUUGCAUUCUCUGUACAGUCACAUGUAAAGAAGAUGUCACGUCCUCUGUUUAUCCAUUGAUUUUUGUUAGAUAUCAAGGCAAACUGCAACAUGGAAAUUAACCAGUUGAUGACCUUCAGGCGGCGUGUUUGCUUUUCAUAGAUGAUGAUGUUGUUGUUGGAACAUCUGGCAGUAAUGGUUGGUUGCUGAGGUGGCACAAAAGUAGUCAACUUGGUGGUGACAAUUCUCUUAUCUAAAACAAACUCUACUUGGCCCCUUAUUUUAGAUGCGAGUCAGUGGUAUGCACCAGUGGCCUCAAAACGCCAUAUUCAUUUGGUGUAGCUGGGGACUGUCUACUGUAGGUAAUGUGAUAACAAGCACUCUCCACAUAGAUGGUGAUUUGGCUUGAAUUUAAAUCCCAGAGCGGUGGAUUUGUGAAUCAGCAGUUCUAAACACUGCACCACCAUGCCACUCAUUUUUUGAUAGUUGCAAUAUGAAAUAGGUAUUGAUUAACACGGGCGGCACGGUGGCGCAGUGGUAGCACUGCUGCCUCACAGUUAGGAGACCUGGGUUCGCUUCCCGGAUCCUCCCUGCGUGGAGUUUGCAUGUUCUCUCUGUGUCUUCGUGGGUUUACUCCGGGCACUCCGGUUUCCUCCCACAGUUCAAAGACAUGCAGGUUAGGUAGAUUGGCGAUUCUAAAUUGGCCCUAGUGUGUGCUUGGUGUGUGGAUGUGUUUGUGUGUGUCCUGCGGUGGGUUGGAACCCUGCCCGGGAUUGGUUUCUGCCUUGUGCCCUGUGUUGGCUGGGAUUGGCUCCAGCAGACCCCCCGUGACCCUGUGUUCGGAUUCAGCAGGUUGGAAAAUGGAUGGAUGGAUUGAUUAACACAGAUCUGAAAAAUUAAACUCUUAAAAAUCGUU